UUGACAGCGGAAGACAAGUAUCAACGAGAACGAUAGCAUACUUCAGAUACGGCAACCUAGCAAUAUUUAACUGUCAACAUUUAUUUCACUUAUAGUCUUCAGUACCCUAUUAACAAUUCCUCCUCAGUAGGGGUAAUAGCCUGUUAAUCGAGGAUGCAUUGGAUACAGCUUAACAUUUGUGCAAGUAUGCCUUUUAGGUUUAAAUAAGUGUGCUGCACGGAUGAACUACACGUUUAGUUGGAAUCACCAAGAACUUUUUUACAUGGAGAUUGCGUCGUCCGUGAGUCAGCAUCGGACUGAUUGCCUCGCAUGAGCCACUGUCGGACGACGGCGGGGCUCAUUCCGUUCGGAGAAUAAGGAUGAGAAAGCCCAAAGUGGGACGACUUUUUCUGGCAACGUGCCUUGGUUCCUUUUUCUUUAUUAUAUUGUAUUUCCAGAACAGUUCAAGAUCGGUGAUAGCACUUGGUGGAGCGAGGAGAAACGUCACAGGGAAGUCCCGGAGAAAUCCGCUGCACACGUCACACGACAAUGAUCAGCUGGAGCAGUCUGCUGUGCAGGCGUCCCUGCUGGGCCGGCGAGAGCGUUUGGAGGAGGUGUGCCGCUCGCACACCCACAAGAGGCGCGUGCUGACCCCGGAGGACCUGCGCCACCUGGUGGUGGACGACGAGCACGGCCUGCUCUACUGCUACGUGCCCAAGGUGGCCUGCACCAACUGGAAGCGCGUGCUCAUGGUGCUGACGGGCAAGGGCCGCUACCGCGAGCCGCUGGCCAUCCCGGCCAACGAGGCGCACGUGCCGGGCAACCUGCGCACGCUGUCGGAGUACUCCGCCGCCGAGAUCAACCGCCGCCUGCGCAGCUACCUGAAGUUCGUCUUCGUGCGCGAGCCCUUCGAGCGGCUGGUGUCGGCCUACCGCAACAAGUUCACGCGCAGCUACAACACCGCCUUCCACAAGCGCUACGGCACCAAGAUCGUGAGCCGGCACCGGAUCGACCCCAAGCCCAGGUCGCUGGAGCGCGGGAACGACGUCUCCUUCGAGGAGUUUGUCUACUACCUGGUGGACCCACGGACACAGAGGGAGGAGCCCUUUAAUGAACACUGGGAGCGGGUACACUCGCUCUGCCACCCUUGCCUCAUCCACUAUGACGUAGUGGGGAAGUACGAGACGCUAGCUCAGGACUCCCACUAUGUGCUCAAAGUGGCUGGGGUGGACUCAGAGGUCCACUUCCCCACCUCGGGGAAGACCACCCGCACCACGGGCGACAUGGCUGCCCAGUUCUUUCGGAAUAUUAGUCCUUUCUAUCAGAGGAAGCUCUUCAACCUCUAUAGGAUGGACUUCUUGCUUUUCAACUACACCACACCAACUUACUUGAAGUUAAGAUGAGGAUAGGUACAUUUUCCAACCAAUGUCAGUAUGUUUACUUCUUUGUGAAUGUUUUGUGCUUUUUUACUGAUUGCCCCAAAAUGCAACUUCAUAAGGGAAAAUGGCAGGACAAUUGUCAUGGGGCAUAUCUCUCUUGUGAAAAAAAGUAUAUUGUGAAGACAUUGACACUGUCUGUGACAUGAGAAUUUAACAAAAUGGCUGGGUCUUUUAUGAACUGGAAUUAGUGCCUUAUGUGUCAGUUUUCUAAGGGAUCUAAAGCCCAAUUCACACCAAAGAUUCCCGACGCAAUUCCCGAGUUGCAGCGGUGUGAAUUAGAAGUUGCACGUAGUUGCAAGCAGUCGCAAGCCGUCGCAGAGCAUUAAACGCAUUGAGUCGCAGUGGCAAGGUUUUAGAACGUCGCAGCUCGUCUCGUCGGGAUGCUUUGGUCUGAAUCCUACUUAAGGCAGUUAGAUGUUGUGGUCACAGCUUUCUUUUGAAUUCCACUCCACGCAUGUUUCUUGACUUUGUAUUUAUGGUAUUGUCAAAAAUAUUUAUUGUGGAUUAUUGUGGGUGAAGAUUAAAUUUAAACCAUCCCAGUAAAUGACAUUUCGUAGGGUUCAAUGUAUGUUGGGUUUAAAUGGAAAAAAAAAAUAUGGACCAACAGCUUUCCCUGUUGACUACUUGAAUAUAAUAAAACAUCCUCAGAUCCUGAAAAGAGCUUGAGUUUAGGCUGAACUUAGGUUAAAGCGUAAUAUUACUUGAUUCCCUAACAAUAAUGAAAAAGAUGAAUUUCCAAUUUUAUUCAAAUUUGAAUUAAAACAAUUAAAUGAUGGUAAACUGCGGCAGUCUUGCUGUAUCUGGACAGUUUCCACACUAAUGAAUGAAAUAGCAAAGGUUCCUUUUCACCGAGUCUCUCUUUAUUUAGUAUGAUCAGACUGUGUAAACAGUGCAUAGCUGUGGUUUGGAGAAACGUAGACCCUCAUCAGAGCCUUCCUUGUUGAACCUUACAGGGAAGUAGGAGGGCUAGACUACCUGUUGGUCACUACAGAUUGAAAUGAGAAGAUCUGUGAAAAACACCCAUCUCCAUCUAGAUAUGGCCCGACUGAAAAGCUGUCAAGUCGCUGAAUAAACGUGUAUUGGUUGUCGUACUGUUGCAUAACCUAUCCACCAACACCUGUUCUUUUUGAAGCCCAUUACACUUGAUUGAGGAUUUGUUUUGCUUAAAACGAAUCAAUGUCUGGACAGGGGUUACAGAUAUCAAAUCUGAAAUCCAAAGCUGACCGAUUUUUGAAGAGAGAGAUGUGCAAAGUAGUAUUGAUCGUGUAGCUCCCUGUGCACCAUGUAAGACUAGUAAUGUGGACCCAUGCAAAGACAGGAGGAGGUGCAGAGUGCACCCAAUCUGUAACUCUUUGAAGACUAUAUGUGAAUCAUGCUCAUAUACUGUAUAUGUGACUACCUGGUCAUACGAUGUGGCUGUAGUCUUUUACACACACCAAGAAUCCUGGUCAUAUACUGUACUGUGAAAACAAACCAAAAUUCAUGAAAUAAACUAGCAUUUUGUUUCCAUUC
Molecule: messenger RNA, 2930 nt
Organism: Sardina pilchardus (European sardine)
Lineage: Eukaryota; Metazoa; Chordata; Actinopteri; Clupeiformes; Clupeidae
Gene: chst13
Product: carbohydrate sulfotransferase 11
Exons: 3
Coding region: 360-1382 (340 amino acids)
Biological process (GO): carbohydrate biosynthetic process; proteoglycan biosynthetic process
Cellular component (GO): membrane
Molecular function (GO): sulfotransferase activity
Source: RefSeq, a predicted model, not a curated record